AGUUCCCGGCUGUCACACGCCACGCCCCUUUGUGCCGGAGGAUCCGUCCUCGGGAGAAGCUGGACACACACAGCCUGCCGGGAGAAGAGUCCACACCGCCCUCCACCCAUCCCAUCCAUCCAUCAGGACUAUGACCACCAAACGUGUCGUCCUCACCGGACCCGCACCAUGGGGCUUCCGACUGGUCGGGGGAAAAGACUUCGACCAACCUCUAACCAUUUCCAGGGUGACACUCGGUAGCAAGGCUGCUUUGGCUGAACUGUGUACUGGAGAUGUGGUUGCUGCCAUUGACGGAGAGAACACUGAUGGAAUGACCCAUUUAGAAGCCCAGAACAAAAUCAAGGCCUGUGAAGAUGAUCUGGCUCUCACCAUUAACAGGGUUAAAUCUAAGAUUUGGUCACCUAUUGUAAAUGAAGAAGGCAAAUCAAACCCAUAUAAAAUGAACCUAUCAUCGGCUCCUCAGGAAGUAAAAGCGAUAGGAGCCGCACACAAUCGAAGUGCUAUGCCAUUCGCUUCUGGCUCCGCUUCCAGCACUCCCAAAGUGAUCACUGCCCUGUACAACAACCCAGCCGGCCUCUAUUCCUCUGAAAACAUCCAAACCUUCAAUAACACGUUGGAGUCCAAAUCGACAAACGGUGCCCAUGUUGCCCAAGUGUCAAACCAAGAUGUAGAACGGCCUCUUCCGCCUCCUCCUCCUCCACAAGCACGGCAAAUUGACACGGACUCCGAGGUAUACAAGAUGCUGCAGGAGAACCAGGAAUCAAAUGAACCCCCAAGACAGUCUGUCUCCUUCCUAGUACUGCAGGACAUAUUGGAGAGCGAUGAGAAAGACUUUCAAGGCACGGAACAUUCAUUACCAGGUUCAGCUGAUGGUUUAGACCCAGGUGAGAAGCCUUCUGGGUUCCGCAGUGUGAGAGCCCCCACCUCAAAAGUGGCAGCCUCUGUUGGCGGUGGGCAAAAAUUGCCAAUCUGUGAUCAUUGUGGAUUAGGCAUUGUGGGAGCCUUCGUGAAGAUCCGUGACAAGCCUCGUCACCCUGAAUGCUACGUGUGCACUGACUGUGGAACAAAUCUCAAACAGAAGGGGCACUUUUUUGUAGAGGAAAAGAUGUACUGUGAAAAGCAUGCACGGGAGCGUAUGACACCGCCUGAAGGAUACGACGUAGUGACAGUUUUUCCAAAGUAAAACUUAGCAAUUUCUGCUAUGCACAAAAUGACAUUUCCUACCAUUUUAUUCCUGCGUGAAGGCUUCUGUUUACCCAAGCACGAUUGUUUGCAGAAAAUGAUUCUAGAGAGGAAACCUGUGGAUUUUUUUUUUUUAAAUAUAUAGAAAAUUCAACCCAAACAUUUCGAUGUGUGUUUGUUUUUUUUUUUAAAUCUUGAUUGUAAUACUCAAUACAGAGAAUCUGACACAAAA
Messenger RNA from Rana temporaria (common frog), 1414 nucleotides. RefSeq names its product PDZ and LIM domain 1 (gene PDLIM1). The record is from RefSeq and is a predicted model, not a curated record. The transcript is spliced from 8 exons. Gene Ontology annotation, cellular component: adherens junction; filamentous actin; Z disc. The coding region runs from base 131 to 1183 and encodes 350 amino acids. Gene Ontology annotation, molecular function: muscle alpha-actinin binding; actin binding. Lineage: Eukaryota; Metazoa; Chordata; Amphibia; Anura; Ranidae. Gene Ontology annotation, biological process: heart development; actin cytoskeleton organization; muscle structure development.